UAUCUUCUAAAGCUUUCUGGAUAACACAAGGAAAUAUGUUUUAAGCUAUUUAAGUAAUACCCUCCUGUGAGUUAUUUUACCAUUAUGAGAACACUGUUUCAUUCCAGGAACUACAUUUCACUGUAACGGUGAAAAGAUAUUAAAGCAAAAACGAUUACUUAAAGCCCCCUCAUAGUAUUAAGUUAAAAACUGGAGGUGGAAUAUUGGUGGGGAAUUAUUUACAAUAAACGUCACCAUCUGGUUUUCCUGGGAUUUAAAAGCACAAACUAAAACACACGGGGUCAGAGGCACCUUUUCAUAGGAGGUGUUACAGGAAUAAAACAUCUUUUUGUGUGUUGUUAUUAUUAGUGGUUUUUCCUCACUAUGUGUCUACAUUUCAUUGGACAGCAGAUAAUCAGCGCGAGUUUGCACAUCACACUCUUGUGCUGUCCGUAUGCACUAAGGUGAUAAACCAGCUGAUGCUUUUCUCUCCUUGAAAAGCCUUCUGCUUUAAGAUGCCCUCCCCGGACUCGAGAAGUGGUCCAAUCGCCCUCGUUUCUCAGUCACCUGAUUCAUGUGCUGCCAUUUUACACACAAGUUUGACUGACAAAAUAAAUAAAUAAAUCAGAAUUGGCCUAUCGGAAACCUCAGCAGAGAAAUACACCCUUUUGUAAAGAAGAUUAAAAAGACUGGUGAUAAAAAUCACAGUGGCUGAGGUUUCAUGCAGCCAGCGCGGGGUGCUGUGUGCGAAUCAGAGAGGCGCUUGCAGUCGGAUCUGUGCACACGUUCAGAGGCGAUACCGGGUGAAGAAGGAAAAGGGGAGGGAAAGGACAAUGCUACAGCCCGUGUCUUUGAAAAAUUAGUCUUCAGUCAUGGUGAUGCCGCAUAGAUUUCAUAAUCAUCGCCGGCCGUCUUUCUAUCACUGACAUUGCUUUUUUGUGAUUCAGCGCUCUGGCACGGACUCUGCGCCGGCAUUUCACCCUCAGCAGCGUCUAUUUCAGGGAUACUGUAGAUUAUAUUAAUACACUGACCAGCUUUGGAUGCAGGCCGCUCUGACAGGCUACACCGAUUUUCUUCUUUUUUACAAGCAGGUUGAUUAUUUCUGCAGCUGGGCCACCCUGUUGCCCUGCGCUGGAUUUUUGGAUGCUUCUCUGGAUGUGUGACCGUUUAACGCUUUAUUUGGCCGCCGCAUGAAUUCUCCCACCGGAUCCUGGUCCGUGUACGCUGCUGUCCUCCACCACCACCACCUCCUCCUCCUCUUCUCCCUCCUCUGGCCGAUUCUCACAGAGGGCACUACCCUCCUCCUCCUCCUCUUCCCUGCCGCUAAAGACAUUUUGAUCGUCCUCCCCGGUUCCCCCCACCCGGACUCGACCAUCACUCCUCCGCCUGCCUCCUCAUCCUCCUCCUCCUCCACCACCACCACCGCCGCCUCCUCCGUAACAUGUCGGGACAGUCUUUGACCGACCGGAUCGCCGCCGCACAGCACAGCAUGACCGGGUCUGCCAUCAGCAAAGCCGUCUGCAAGGCCACGACGCACGAAGUCAGCGGACCCAAGAAGAAACACCUUGACUACCUGAUCCACUGCACCAAUGAGCUGAACGUCAGCAUCCCCCACCUGGCAGACACACUGCUGGAGCGCACAACUAGCAACAGCUGGAUUGUGGUUUUUAAAGCGCUCAUCACCACACACCACCUCAUGAUGUACGGCAAUGAGAGAUUGAUGCAGUACCUUGCCUCCAGGAAUACACUCUUCAACCUCAACAACUUUCUAGAUAAGGCUGCACUACAAGGGUAUAACAUGUCAACCUUCAUCAGACGCUACAGCCGCUACCUGAAUGAAAAAGCCAUGUCUUACAGACUAGCAGCGGUGGACUUCACAAAAAUGAAGAGAGGGGCUGAUGGUGUGAUGCGCACCAUGAACACAGAGAAGCUGAUUAAGACUUUGCCCAUCAUUCAGAACCAGCUGGAUGCACUGCUGGAUUUCCAGCCAAACUCCAACGAGCUGACGAACGGAGUGAUCAACACAGCCUUCAUGUUGCUGUUUAAAGACUCCAUACGGUUGUUUGCCGCUUAUAACGAAGGCGUCAUCAACAUGUUGGAGAAAUACUUUGACAUGAAGAAGAACCAGUGCAAAGAAGCUUUGGAGAUCUACAAGACCUUCCUCAACAGGAUGACCAAACUGUCCGAGUUUCUCAAAGUGGCGGAGCGAGUUGGGAUAGAUCAGGGCGACAGCCCCGAUCUCACACAGGCUCCCAGUUCUCUCCUGGAGGCUCUGGAGCAGCAUCUAGCUUCUCUGGAAGGCAGGAAGCUCAAGGACCUCUCCACCGCCAGCAGAUCCAGCACCUUGUCCAGUGCAGUGUCAUCUCUCUCCAGCACGGGGAUCUCUCUCAGCCGCAUGGAAGACAAGACGGAGGACAACCGACUGCAGCAACACAAGGAGGACGGUCACAAAGUGAUCGACAUUCAGACACCUAACGUGUCACCCAGCACCCAAUCAGUGGGCAGUGCCAACAGCAGUGGAGGGGCCACAGAUCUCUUCUCUAACUCACCUAUUGUACCCGUCAACAACCAUGUGCCAAACCUGACUAGUGAGCUGUUCACCCUGCAGCCUAACUUCACCCCCAUCCAGACCACACACACUGUGCCCAACAACAACAACGCCUGGGGAGGUGACUUGCUAAAGCCAUCCCCACCCACUCAAAUUCACAGUCCUGGAGCCCCGUUGCACUCUGGGAAGAUGCUGCCCAAUGAUUUGGACUCAUCCUUAGCCAACCUUGUUGGGAACCUGCAGUUUGGGGGGACGCCAGCUAAAAAGCCAGAGCUCCAGUGGAGUCAGCUGGUAGAGAAGAAGCCGACGGGUGGUAGUGGCUGGCAAUCGAAGACCAUGUGCACCAGCACCAACUGGACUCACACCACCCAUCCCAUGGCACCUGCACCCAUGCCCGUUCCUCAAAUGGCUCCAGCACCAGUGGCUUUUCCUAUGACGACACCCCAAGUGCCUGUGUAUGGAAUGCUCCCUCCUCAGAUGAAUCAUCAGAUGGGGGGCGUUCCCAUGAUGCCCCCACAGCAUGUCAUGUAUAACCAGCCUGUCCUGAGACCCACCAAUCCUUUUGGACCCAUCCCAGGAACACAGAUGCACUUCAUGUAGGGGAUGAUGUUGUAACCAUGGCAGCAAAGCUGGGAGAGAGAAGGCGAGAGGAAAGAGACAGAGAGAAAGAGUCGGCAGCGAACGCAAAUCCAGAACCAAAAUCCAGCGCAGGGGAAAGAAAGAAGAGGGCAGAGAGGAAGAAAAAGGGGAGGGGAGAGGACGAAGGAGAGAGGAGGACCAGAGGAUGGAUAGAAGAUGAAACGCUGAUGUCAGUUUCCAUGUCACCUGACCCUCUAAUCUCCUCUCCUCUCUCCAUGUGGCUACUGAUCUCUCUGUCUUUGAAUCUAUAGUGCUGGGGCACCAGAGGCUCUGCAUUAGUCCCAUUCAUCCUCUGCUUGAUUUGCCAGUUCAAAUGGCAAUUACGACCUGUGAUGACACUAUGAGGACUGACAGCUCGUUGGAAGUGCAGAAGCUCUUUUGCCAUUUCCCCCCCGCCCCUCACCCCAUCAUACUGAUAAUUUCCUGUAUAAAGGCUUACCCGCAUCUCUCUCCAUCUCUCAGCUGAAUCAAACUUGGAGGACACGCGUCUCUUUCUCUGAUUGGAUCGUUUGCUGGCACUUUACUCUAUGUGACCUUUGCCAAGGGUGUAUUUCUGUGUAGGUGAUUUUUAGCAUCUUGUUCCGAUUGGUUCCCGGUAACGUGUCAUCCAUCCGUCACCUGAUGUCAGAAGUUAUUGAUUUGAAUGCGUGCGUGUGUGUUCGUGUGUCUGCGC
Molecule: messenger RNA, 3839 nt
Organism: Maylandia zebra (zebra mbuna)
Lineage: Eukaryota; Metazoa; Chordata; Actinopteri; Cichliformes; Cichlidae
Product: phosphatidylinositol-binding clathrin assembly protein
Biological process (GO): clathrin coat assembly; synaptic vesicle budding from presynaptic endocytic zone membrane; clathrin-dependent endocytosis
Cellular component (GO): synaptic vesicle; clathrin-coated pit; extrinsic component of presynaptic endocytic zone membrane
Molecular function (GO): 1-phosphatidylinositol binding; phosphatidylinositol-4,5-bisphosphate binding; SNARE binding
Source: RefSeq, a predicted model, not a curated record